AUGGCCGCCGUGCCGGAUGUGGUGGACGAUAUCAACAUGACCGGGGCUCUUGGUCAUGCCCAUGCCAACACUCACGGUCUUGGUGCUAUUGGAAGUUUCGAUGGAGCUUUGGACAUGGACCUUGGCGGCCAGGACACCCACGACUUCGGUGGUGGUGCCUCUACUGCCCAGGGCUCAUCUCCUGCUUACCCGGACGAGCCGGCUGCUUAUCAACAUUGGUGA
Molecule: messenger RNA, 222 nt
Organism: Thyridium curvatum
Lineage: Eukaryota; Fungi; Ascomycota; Sordariomycetes; Thyridiales; Thyridiaceae
Exons: 1
Coding region: 1-222 (73 amino acids)
Source: RefSeq, a predicted model, not a curated record